Messenger RNA from Microbotryum saponariae, 2268 nucleotides. Lineage: Eukaryota; Fungi; Basidiomycota; Microbotryomycetes; Microbotryales; Microbotryaceae. The record is from the annotation of a GenBank genome assembly.
AUGGGCCGCCCGGAAUCACCCCUCCUAGGGGCCAUUGCUUCACCUGGUGCUCCCAAGGCCGUCUGCAUUAAGGCUGACUUCGAUCUCGAGGGCCACGGUGAGACCACGCGGUCUUGCGAUUCGGGCGCCUCUCAUCCGGGCAAGCGUCGGGCAAGGUGCUGCAGCAACGCUCUGGGCGCGUUGGCCAUUAUCCUUGUGGCCUUUGCGACCGCCCUCUUGACCUUUCGAAUCAUGGUCUCAGGCUUGGAGUUCUUCUUCAACCGUGUGGUCAAUAGCAAAGUUUGCACCCGUGUCAGUUCUUCACCGUGACGCUUCUUCGGGGUUUGCCCGCGUGACGAUAGACCGCAGGACUUACAACGCUUGCUCGACUGUGUCACUCCCAGCCCUCAAAGCAUCAUCAUGUACCCUCUUCGCCCGGUAUCUUUUGGUCCCCGUGCCCCGAUGACUCGGAGACGUUCUGCUCCUAUCUCUCGGUCCCGCUCGAUUACGCCGAGCCCUCGGGCGCAGCGGCAUCGAUCGCGCUGCGCAUGAUCCCCGCCUCCGCCCCACUCAAGGAUCAACUCGGCUACGUCCUGAUCAACCCCGGUGGACCGGGUGGGUCAGGACAUGCCUUUGCGCUGAGAAGAGGCAAAGAAAUUUCGACCGUGCUCAAGCACCGCUAUCAUGUCAUCGGCUUCGAUCCUCGCGGGGUCAACCUCACCGGUCCCAGCAACGACUGCUUCGCGAACCAAGGUGACGCGAGUCGGUUGCAAAAGGACUUUGAAGCCUUGGGUCUGCCGGCCCAAACAGCCGCUUUGGCCAAGGGUCCCUCGGGAAGUCUCGAAGACGACAAGGACAGGCACGGCAGGAGCAGUCGAUGGCAAACUUAUGCCGAUGCGGUCACCAAAGCAUUCGAUCAGAGCUGUCGCCAGAACGGCAACCAUGCUGUUCUCGCAACGAGUUCGACAGCGACAGUUGCGCGGGAUAUGAAGUUCAUCAUCGAAGCACUGGGUCAGCCAAAGCUCGUCUACUGGGGUUUCAGCUACGGUACAAUCUUGGGGGCGACUUUUGCGGCCAUGUUCCCAGACCUCGUGGGUCGGCUUUGGCUCGACGGCGUGAGCGACUCGCAGACGUACACCAAUGACAUCUGGGCGUGGGGUCGAUCGGGCAUGAACAACUCGCAGGAUGUCUGGUCGGCUUUCUUCGUCGCCUGCGCCGAGUCCGGUCCCAAGGGAUGUGCAUUGGCGGAGAAAGGAUUGACUGCUUUGGAGAUUGAGGAGAAGAUCCGCAAGUUGAUUCUGGGUCUCAAUGCUGAGCCCGUGAUUGUCGGUUCGUCCAAGUACGGCCCCGGUGUGGUUCGCGCCGCACAAGUCCACUACAAAAUUUGGACCGCACUCUACGCCCCCAAGUCGUGGCCCGUGUUUGCGGAAGCUCUCGAUGAUCUGAUCAAGGGUAACGGGACGGCCCUCUUCGAGCUCGCCAACGCGGAGAAUGACAAAUUGGCGCGCACCGACUCGUCAGACAAUCUCUUCCAUCGCAAAUCGAUCGAUUCCUUCUGGAGCUCAUCUGUAAGUGAGGGGUUCUAGCUCUGAUGAGGGUUGUAUCCGUCUGAACCGCCGCGUCCCUUCGGCUUCCAGCCCAUUAUGUGCUCCGACACAGACCCUGCCGUCGCCCAGACGCUCUCGGACCCUGCCUCGAUGGCAUCCUACACCCAGUCCAUCGCGGACAUUUCACCCUCGGGUGCUCACUGGGCCCAAUGGGUCGGGGCUUGUCGGCUCUGGUCGUCCAAGGCGAGGGAGGUUUACCGUGGACCUUGGACCGUCGAAACCGGGCUCAAGAAGACGAACCACCCGGUGGUCUUCUUCUCGAUGGAGUCCGACCCCGUCACGCCCGAGAUCUCGGCGCGCAAGAUGGCCGAUGGCUUUGGCAAAGACUCGGCGACUUUCAUCGUUCAACGUAAAGGGUAGGUUAAAGGUUUCAAUCUGAGCAUUCCGGAUGAAGACACUCAGACUAAUGCCGGUCUGCCUCCCGCGGUCCCGAUCUUGCAGUCUCGGGCACUGCUCCUCGGCUCACCCCUCUCUGUGUACCGCCAAGCUGAUCCGCAGCUACUUCCUCGAUGGAACCGUCCCCGAGUACGGCACCGAGUGCGACACCGACGACGGUUUCCUGUUCCCUCACCCUGAAAAGAAGUGGCAGCCCAAGAUCGCCUCGGUCGAGGAUCGUGAGCUCGCCGACGCGAUCUACGCGUUGGGCAUGAAGGGAGCCGUUGGGAUGGAGGACUCGAUGUGA